Passer domesticus (house sparrow) is the source of this 11384-nucleotide messenger RNA. It is a transcript of the gene CLDN19, whose product is annotated as claudin 19. Gene Ontology annotation, molecular function: structural molecule activity. Gene Ontology annotation, cellular component: plasma membrane; bicellular tight junction. Lineage: Eukaryota; Metazoa; Chordata; Aves; Passeriformes; Passeridae. Gene Ontology annotation, biological process: cell adhesion; bicellular tight junction assembly. The record is from RefSeq and is a predicted model, not a curated record. The transcript is spliced from 4 exons. Bases 907 to 1539 code for a protein of 210 amino acids.
GGGUGGGCAAGGGGGAAUCUGGAGGAUCUUUUCUCCAGGAUAACAUACAGUCCCCAUGGACGCUGCCCACCAUCCCAGUGUCCACCUCCAGCUGCCUGAGCGCGUGAGCAGACUGCUGAUGAGGCCAUGGCAGUUAACGAUUGCCAGGUCCUGGGGCUGCAAUGGGCUUGGUGUCACCAGGGUGGUGACACGUGUUCCCCACACCCCCACAGUCAGUACACCACUGACAAUGGCUUCUCUUGUUGGUGCCGUGAUGGCAUGGUGUGCCUGAAUUCCCUCAUUGAAUGGAACCAUUUCACUUCUCCCUGUUGAAUUUCUGGAGUGACCCAUGGGGCCUCUGGGGGGCUCCCAGCCCACAGCAGAGGGUCAAGGAUGAUAACUUCCCAUUAACACCCUCCCUCCUCCUGUCGGGGAGCCCCAUUUUCCCUUAUCUCUCCACUGUCGUUUAAGGGGUUUCCAUCUCUCUCAAGACCCAAAUCUCUCCUGUAGGACCCAAAUACCCUCUAUGCCCCAAAUCUUUCCCCUAAGACCACAUUCUUCCUUCUAAGAUUCAAAUCCCUUGCCUCCAACCCCAAAUCACUCUCCUCAGAUUCAAAUCUCCCCCUCAGACUUAAUGCUCUUCCCUUCAGGUCUCUAAUUCCUGCCUCCCAGUACCCAAUUCCCCCUAACCUCCAGGUAACCCAUCCCCUUGGCCCCAACUCUCCCGCGCAAGACUCAAAAAAAUCCCCCCCGGGACCUAAAUCUCCCCGCGCAAUACCCAUAUCUCUCCCUUUACCUUAAAUCCUCCCCCGACAUCGCCCUGCUCCCCGCCCCGAUCCCCCCCGAUCCGAGAGCCCCCCCUCCGGCCUUUUCCCUCCUCCCACGGCCGCUCUCGUCCGCCGGGGCGGGGCGGGCGCGGCGGCGGCGAUGGGCGGCGGGGCGCGGGAGCUGGCCGGGUACCUGGCGGCGCUGGCCGGCUGGGUGGCGGGGCUGGCGGCCGCCGUGCUGCCGCAGUGGCGGCAGAGCUCGUACGCCGGGGACGCCAUCAUCACGGCCGUGGGGCUCCACGAGGGGCUGUGGAUGAGCUGCGCCGCCCAGAGCACCGGGCAGGUGCAGUGCCGCCUGCACGACUCGCUGCUCUCCCUCGAAGUUCACAUCCAGACAUGCCGGGCUCUCAUGGUCAUUUCUCUCCUCCUGGGCUUCUUUGGCAUCAUCGUGAGCGUGGUGGGCAUGAAAUGCACCAAAGUUGGGGAGGAGGAUCCUGUCACCAAAAGCCGCAUAGCUGUUGCUGGAGGUGUUCUCUUCAUUCUCUCUGGUCUGUGCACACUGGCUGCCGUGUCGUUGUAUGCAACACAGGUGACCUAUGAGUUCUUCAGAGAGAGCACCAUCCCCAUCAAUGCUAGGUACGAAUUCGGCUCUGCUCUCUUCGUGGGCUGGGGGGCCGCCAGCCUUUCCAUGUUGGGGGGGUCCCUCCUGUGCUGCUCCUGCCCUGCCAAGGCGCGCCGAGGACAGCAGUACCAUCAGCAGUCACAGCCCUCCACAGCCCGCGAGUAUAUCUGAACCCAACCCUGCACUCCUGCUGCCCAGUGUCUCCCUUCCCUCCCAAAAAGAGGCAAGACCCUGGUGUUCCCACCCUGCCUGGACCCUGAAUGCCCUGUGAGAUCUUUCUCCUUCUUAUCUUCCAGGUUUCGGCACCAUUUUCAGUACCCGCCUCUAAAGUAGAGAUUUUAAGUGUCACACCUCCCAUAUCCAUCAUUGCCGUGUUCUCCUCAGCUGGGCACGGUGGCACCCCCAGCUCCACAAUGUGGCCAGGCCAUGUCUGUCUGUCACAGGGAUUCUGUGGGGGUGAUGCUGGGAGGCUGAUGCCAGUGGCACAGGGACACAGAGCCAAUUGGCCAAUCCCAUGGGGGGUGCUGCACAGAAGUGCUUUGUACCAUGGCCACCCCUCUCCCACAUCCUGUUUUCAGGAGCAAGCGGGGAGGAAAGCCAGUGUUUGGUUUUCCUUGGAUGAGGUUUUCACUUCUAACAGCACCAGCCCAACUCAGGAUUCAAGCAUCCCACACCAUGCUUUUGGCAGAGGGAUGCUUUUAGGGUGCAGCAUUACCCUGCCUCAUUGCUACUGAAAAGCAACACUUUAAAAUUAUUAUUAAUUAUUAUUGAUUCCUGCCUGGAGGCCAGUUGCUCCAGCUGAGCUCUGCCAGCCCAAACCUGCCUUGGACUCGUUCCUGUCCAGGACCAGGCUGUGCCUUGUUAAACAAUAAAUGGGUUUGGGCAAAUUAAAGCAGCAAAAAGGGACUCUGAACACAAAUGAUUUGUUUUUAGUUUUGGUGCCCAACACAACUGUUUUGAGUGGCAGAUAGACAGAGCCCUGAAUUUUGGUGCCUUCCUGCUGGGUCCAAAUCCCUCUUCCCCGCCAGGAUCCCCUAGAGCAGACAGUGAAGGUUCCAAACACAACCUGCUAAUUGCCUCCAUCACUUUGUACCUCUGUUCUACGGCUAUUAAUUGUUUUGCAACUGCCAAAGCUCAAAUUUAAUCUGUUAAUCCUCCAAACUCUCUGUACUCCAGCCCUGCUGCAGGUGUUGCGCCAACCAACCCACAGGGAAGGACACUGGAAAUUAUCCAAACAGCUUCAUUAUCUAUUUUUUAGUUUUAUUUUUAAACCCAAAUAUGAAGAGAAAGCUGAGUUUUUAAAAUUUUGGAUUGCUCUGUUUUAUUUUGCUUUAUUUUAUUUUAUUUUGCUUUAUUUUAUUUUAUUUUACUUUAUUUUCUCUUCUGUUUUAUUUUGCUGUAUUUUAUUUUACUCUACUUUUCUCCUUUUUAUUUUCUUUCCAUCUGUUUUAUUUCCUUCCCCUCUAUUUGAUAUUAUGCCCAUGCCCGGGUCUGGGUCCCUUGUUGGGGCGCGUUGGUUUGCUCCCCGCACCCCCGAGUUUUAUACAUGGUCUAGCCCUGGGGCACUCCCUCUUUUUCUUUUUUAAUCACCCUGUCUGUCAUCCCUCUCCCCUCCCUGUUUGGCAAUGUAUCCACCUGAACCCCUCCCUGGACCCCCAUCCAUCACUCGGAGGCCAAGCCCCAUUUUCUAGAAUCUUCCAGCCAGGCCAUCGGGUGAUUGGCUCAGGGGCCAGAGACACUCCCCACUUCCACUCCCAUUGGUUAAUUUAGUUGUCAGUUCAAGGUUUGUUACGCCCCCCUGAAUCCCUGAUUGGUUGUUGGCUACCCUUCAAAAGGCGCUGUCAGGCGCAGCUAUUGGUCUCUUGGCUCGUGUCUUCCCUGGAAUAAACCGGACUGUGACACGGCUGGAGUCCGUCUCGUUCCUUCCUGCGGAUUGCAGUCUCUGUUCCUCACCUGGAAAUCCUCGUCACUAUAAGGCUGCAAAGCCUUAGGUGCUCUCCCAACCUCGCGUGGGCAUAGGAGUGCGCCCCAGUGCUGCCGGUGACGCUGGCCACAGCCAGCCGGGUUUUCCUUUGAGGCCAGCCGCCGCUGCAGUUUGGCGCCCAACGUGGGGCCGCCGGGAACAUCGCCGGAACCCACGGACGAGGUUUCCAGAUCCCAGGACACGCUCCGUUGGAUUUGGACUUAUACCUCACUGGCCGUCAAGCUACCUCUGGGUGAGCAGACCCCGUUUUAGUGGGUGGCGCUCCCCGAGGAUUGGGAUCGGCAGCUCCUCGCACCCCAGGAGUCGGUCCCGCCGCAGGAUCCACCCUCCUCGGACCUUUUCCCGGAUUCACCACCGAGUGUGAGUUCUCACCCUUCUUUCACCCCCGUCUUUUUAAAUUUCUGUUGCCUUUUUGUUGACGGUUUCGUCCGUCCUCACCUGUUUCUACGGGUUCUCGUCAAAUCCUGCAGGUCAUUUUCACCAGCUGGUGGUGUCCAGCGACGGGGUUCGGUUGGUGGUCCCCUUUCUUUGCUCCUUUUUCCCUCCGAGGUUGGGUGGUUUGGGUUGUGGUUGUAACAUCUUAAGAUGGGUGCCAAGGUCUCCACAACCCAGAAGAGACUUAUUCUUAAAGUUCAAGGGAUUCUUGUCGUUGGGGGGUUUGAAAAUGUUAGUAAAAAGGAAAUAAAAAAUUUAGUUGCCUGGCUGCUCUCCCAGUUCCCUGCCACCACCCCCGAACAGAUUGUUAAUUACGUGUUUUGGUCCCAUGUCUGUUUGAAAGCGGAAAGUAUGUGCCGUUCGGGGGAUUCUAGGAUGCUAAAGGUCACAUUUUUGUGCUCUCAAAUUCGGGACCUCUUGAGAGUUCAGAAGGAAUUGGAACAGCAGCCAACCACAAGUUGUUCAGUCCCCAGUUCGUACGGUUCUCCCUACCCUACCCCUCAUUCCCUACCCUCUACCCCUAAGUCCGGGAUUCUGAAGAGGGCAGCCCGCGACAGCACCGCGCAGGGUUCAUACCACCUCCCUGGCUCUCUUCAGAAUGCCCAAUCCCCCCGCCGGAGGAGUCCUGGCCAGACUCCUCGGGAUUUAUCCAACCCUCCCUUUUCCCCGGUUCACGUUCUCCGCGGUUCAAAACGUUCGGUUCGGUUCUGUCCUCCCCCUUCUCCUUCACCCUCUGAGGAUUCACUGGCGCAAGAUGGCGCCGGUGAAUCACAAAAUGGCGGAGGUCGCAUGGCUUUUCCCGCCAAAACUUCUUCUUCCCACAAUCCUUUUCUCUCUCCCCACAAUCCCUUCAAUCAAUCUGACCCCUCCUCUUUUAUGUCAUCCCCUCCUCCUUCCGCUCCGCCCUUGUCUCCUCCCAUUGCUCCUCCCUCUGCGACUCCUCCUCCUCGACCAGCUCCUCCCAGGUACCACGCCUCCAAGGCGAGGACAAUACCACCAGUCCCCGCCCCCGUCCUCGGUCCCUCCUCUUCCUCCCCAGUUUCCGGUUCCCACGCUACCCCUUCCGGUUCCCACGGUCCAUCGAGUGCCGGGAGGGGGGCUGGGAGUCGGGACCCAGAGCCGCUGCCUACGCUCUCUGCGGCCCCAGUUGUCUACCAUCCGGGGGCGGAGGGGAGGACCCAGGCCCAGUGGACCCCUUUCCCAAACUCCACAAUUAAAGAAUUAUGUAAGGCCCAAAAAGAUUACACUCGAGACAGCGAAUUUUUUCGGGGAAUUUUGAAGGCCACGCUCACUGAUGCUGUAGUUAUCCCUGCCGAUCUGCGGCGAAUUUUUUCAUGUCUUUUGAAUCCCACUGAGUUUGUAGUUUGGGAAUCUAAAUGGAAGAGAGAAAUUUCUAAAUCUUUACCAUCGUUGUGGGACAAUCAAAGCACCGCCGUAGAUUCGGAAGGGGGAAUCUUAACAACAGAUCACCUCAGUGGAGUGGGGGCCUGGGCCGACGGGAAUUAUCAGGCCUGGUACAUUCCUUCGGAGGCAUUGAAAGCUACCACAUUGGCGGCGCAGAAAGCGUUUUUUAGUUUAAGAUCUCCUACUGCUCCUUUAAUACAUUAUUCUAAAAUCGUGCAAUCAGAUAAUGAACCUUUUUUAUUGUUUGUUGAGCGUCUGCGCAAAGCAAUUGACAUGCAGGUCAGAGACGAGGUGACCCGGGAUGGAAUUCUAGCCGAGCUGGCAGCCGCGAAUGCCAACUCCGCGUGUAAGGCCGCCAUUCUCAGCCUUCCCCUCGAGCCGCCGCCAGAGCUUUCCCAGAUGAUUGAAGUAUGCGAGAGGAAGGUGGCCGUUCUCCCGGAGGAGCCUAAUCAGUGUUCCCGAGCGCCUGCACGUCGUGUCGCCGCCGCUGGACCUGGGGAGGUUCAAGUCGCUGUUGCCCCUGUUCACCCUCGUACGCCGCGUCCCGUCCGCAGACCACCGCCCGGCACGGACGCGCCGUGUCAUCUGUGUCAUCAACCUGGACAUUGGAUGCCUGAUUGCCCCUUGAGGCGAGAGUUUAUCAGCUUCAGGAAUCAUCAGAGGCCUCAGGGAGCCAAUCAGCAGCCAAAAAACUAACUUGUGAGCGCGCCUCCUCCCCGCGCCAAGAAAUAAAUAGGGCAGGCGUUUCUCCAUCUUGCAGGGGGGGAGGGAGAGAAGAAGCUUUCCACCAGGCUUCCCAGCAAAGCCUGCUUGUUUCGCAACACUCAUCGGACUUGACACAUAAUGGAUCAAUUGAUAUGUCACCAUUUUUAACACGCCCAGUCUUAACAACUUUCUCAAAUUUCUCACCAUACAGGCUGCAGUUGACGGACUCCCUUUACAUCAAGGACUCCGACUUUAGAGACGUCUCAGUCUGCCCGAACGUGCCAGGUACCUGGUGGCGGAUCAAGAGUAAGUACGUUGUCGUCGGAGACACAAAACACACGCCAGAGCACAUCACAAUCUUGCCUGGUCUUCUGUCAUCUGAUUUACAUCAAUUUUCCGUUGCACUCUACUGCACGCGCCCUCCCAUCUUCCUACCAAAAGGGCAGGUGAUAGCACAAGCGAUCCCUGUUCCUGAGUUAGACCUUUUUAACACUUCAGACACUUUGACACCUGUUGUGGCCUGGUCCCAGGUUUUAUCCAGGGACAAGCCGAGACUCACAUGUCACUUGCAGAAAGAGGGAGAUUUUACCACAUUGAAUGGGCUUUUAGAUACUGGGGCAGACGUGACGAUCAUUCCCGCAAAGGAAUGGCCGUCACAGUGGGAAUUGCAGGACGUGGCUGGAAGGAUCCAGGGUGUUGGAGGGGUGCAAUUGGCCAAGCAAUCGAAGGGCAUUGUGCAAAUUAUGGGGCCCGACGGGCAAUUGGCAUCGAUCCGCCCGUUUGUUUUAGACUACGCGGAACCCCUGUGGGGAAGAGACCUCCUUGCCCAGUGGGGAGCCAAAAUUGAUCUUCCAUCGGCUCCCCAGGUUUUUCGGGCAGCGGCCACUGAAGAGCGCCCUACUCAAAAGUUAAAUUGGAAAACGGAUGUUCCUGUUUGGGUAGAGCAGUGGCCGCUUUCCAACAAAAAAUUGAAGGCGCUCCAGGAGCUCGUGGAGGAACAGCUGCAAAAGGGACACCUGGUUGAGACCACGUCACCAUGGAACUCACCGGUGUUCGUCAUUAAAAAACCUAAUAAGGAGAAAUGGCGGCUCCUCCACGACCUUCGACAAAUUAAUAAUGUCAUCGAGGAUAUGGGGUCUCUUCAACCAGGGAUGCCGUCCCCUGCAAUGCUCCCUCAAAAUUACCAUCUGGCCAUCAUUGACAUCAAAGAUUGCUUUUUUCAAAUUCCCUUGCACCCGGACGAUGCCCCACGUUUUGCCUUCUCGGUUCCCACCAUAAACCGGGAAGCCCCAAGGAAGAGAUACCACUGGCGAGUUCUCCCACAAGGGAUGAAAAAUAGUCCUGUCAUCUGCCAGUGGUACGUCUCUUCCUUGCUGUCCCCAGUACGUGCAGUGGCGACGGAGGCGAUCAUCCAUCAUUAUAUGGAUGACAUUUUAGUCUGUGCUCCGACCGAGGACGUGCUUACCCAUGCGCUUGACCUGACAAUCAAUUCAUUGGUUGCUGCAGGGUUUGAGCUGCAACAAGAAAAAAUUCAACGGAUGCCGCCCUGGAAGUACCUGGGCCUUGAAAUUGGCAGACGCACGAUUGUGCCCCAAAAAAUCUCAAUUCGGCCUCACAUUCGGACUCUGUCUGAUGUUCAGCAGCUGUGUGGAGCUUUGAAUUGGGUGAGACCUUGGCUGGGCAUCUCCACUGAAGACCUGGCCCCCCUUUUCAAUUUAUUGAAAGGGGGAGAGGAGCUAAGUUCUCCAAGGACCCUCACCCCAGAGGCACGAGCUGCACUGGAAAAAAUUCAGACGUCCAUUUCUGAGCGCCAGGCUCAUCGUUGCAUCCCAGAAUUACCAUUCAAAUUUAUCGUGUUAGGAAAGUUACCACAUCUCCAUGGGGUGAUUUUCCAAUGGGACAAAUCAUUCAGGAAGGACCAGGGACCUAAGGAUCCCCUCUUAAUCAUAGAGUGGGUAUUCCUUAGCCAUCACCGGUCCAAAAGAAUGACACGGCCACAAGAGCUGGUGGCAGAACUGAUCCGCAAGGCUCGCCUUCGGAUCAGGGAGCUGGCAGGUGUGGACUUCGAAUGCAUUCACAUUCCCAUUCAGUUAAGUUCAGGUCAUCUGACGAAAGCAAUGUUGGAACACCUGUUGCAGGAAAAUGAGUCACUGCAAUUCGCACUAGAUAGUUACUCCGGUCAAAUUUCUAUUCAUCGUCCGGCACACAAAAUUUUCAAUCCGGAAGUUCAAUUUCAUCUUUCUCUAAAAUCUGUUCAGAGCCGAACCCCUUUGAAGGCUUUGACCGUGUUCACUGACGCGUCUGGAGCAUCCCACAAGUCAGUGAUGACUUGGCGGGAUCCUCGAACUCAGCGGUGGGAGGCUGAUGUUAAAGAGGUCAAGGGAUCACCUCAAAUAGCUGAGUUGGACGCUGUCGUCCGAGCCUUCGAGAAGUUCUCUGAACCCUUUAAUUUGGUUACUGAUUCAGCGUAUGUAGCCGGAGUGGUAUCCCGUGCAGAAAAUGCGGUCCUGCAGGAGGUUUCCAACAACACGCUAUUCAUCUUGCUCUCAAAGCUUAUUAGAUUAGUCUCCCACCGAGAGCAACCUUACUAUGUGAUGCAUGUCAGGUCCCACACCGAUCUGCCAGGGUUCAUCAUGGAGGGAAACAGGAGGGCCGAUGCCCUUGCUGCUCCUGCCCAGGUAACCCCGCUCCCGGACGUGUUCCAGCAGGCUAAGAUCAGCCACCAGUUGUUCCAUCAAAAUGCUCCUGGUCUUGUUCGUCAGUUUAAGAUCACGCGAGAACAGGCCAAGGCAAUCGUGGCCACAUGUCCCCAGUGCCAAAUGUACCAACUCCCAUCCAUCUCCGUAGGCACUAACCCCCGUGGAUUGUUCAGUUGCGAAAUGUGGCAGAUGGAUGUAACACAUGUCACGGAGUUUGGACGGCUCUCAUUCGUUCAUGUCUCCGUUGAUACUUUUUCCAAUGCAGUUUAUGCCUCUGCCCACACAGGGGAGAAGGCCAAUGAUGUUAAGAAACACCUGCUAUUGGCUUUCUCCGUACUGGGCAUCCCAAAGUGUAUAAAAACAGAUAACGGCCCUGCGUACAAGUCCAGGGAGUUGCGAAGCUUCCUGCAGCAAUGGGGAAUUGAACACAAAACUGGCAUCCCCCAUUCCCCGACAGGCCAAGCCAUGGUGGAAAGGACCCAUCAGAGCCUGAAAAAGGUUUUGAGUCAGCAACAUUUGGCGAUGAAGAUGGAUCCUCCACAGAUCCGCCUUGCCAGGGCACUUUAUACCAUCAAUUUUUUAAAUUGCUCAUUUAACAACUUAAAUCCACCGAUAGUAAGGCACUUUGGACAGAACGAGACGCUGCAACUGCGAGCCAGACCGCCUGUUAUGGUGAGAGAUCCUGAGACCUGGAAGACGGAAGGCCCAUUUGAUUUAGUAACCUGGGGGAGGGGAUACGCAUGCGUCUCCACCCCUUCAGGCUUGAAAUGGGUGCCAUCCAAAUGGGUCCGGCCGUUUGUCCCAAAGAGGACCUCAGCGGUGAGUGUUGCACGACAGGUUGAGGAGGCAUGCUGGCGGAGAAAAUGGAAGCCUUUUAUUAAUGAUCUUGAUCUUCUCCCAGAGCUAGACCUUCCCCUUUAAUUAUAUUUCUUAAUCCUUUCAUAUGUUUUAUUGCAGAGCUCAUACCAUGACCACCCGAGCAAAAUCCAUCCUGCUGCUCGUUAACAUCGCAACCAUUGUCGUUUUGUGUGCCGUGCUGCCGUCAUCUCAACCAUGGGUUGUUCCCCAACCCAAAAAGAACGUCUGGAGAACCCUCGCCGGCGCCCUCGGCCAAGACAGCAUCUGCCUAACCACCGCAACUGCAGCAGACCCCUUGUCCACCUGCCUUGUGGGGAUCCCAACUCCUCCAGAUGAGUUGCCCGCCUCCCUUUAUACCUCUUUUGAACCCUUAUUUAACAAUAAAAUCAAUCGCCCCUCCAAUCUCUACCCUAAUAUCGCCUGGAGGAAGUUUUCCAAUCGUUUAAAUCAAUCAAAAUCCGAACCACCUGAGUUUACGUUGCUCGGUUCCUCCACAGCCCAUUUUUGUUUUCAGUUUUUCCCAUUCCCGGGUCAAGAUAAUAAAUCGUAUACACCAAUCAUAUCAUCAAAUCACACCGCCGGGAAUUGGUGCUCUUCCCUGUUCCAAAUUACCAUCCCCAUCACAUCUGAUGAUAAACCCAAGUCCCUUCCCAAUGGUUUGUUUUUGAUUUGUGGGAACCGAGCUUGGCAAGGCAUCCCCUCUCGCCUUCUCGGAGGUCCGUGCACCAUUGGCCGGUUGACGCUGUUUACACCCAGCAAAAGUCAAAUUACGGAUUGGCAGAAAAUAAAGGUCGCAGCAAAUUCCAAUCGGACAAAGAGAGAUUUAGCUAAUUUGGAUAACACUUGCGACGAAGAAAUUGUGCAUUGGGGUAAACCAGAGGAGGUAGCAUGGAUCACCUUUCUUCCCUGGGUGGCCGUCGCUCAAGCUCUGGGUGAAUUAGGCCACCUGGAGUGCUGGGUUGCUAAGCAAGCCAAUCUUACAUCAACCGCGCUCAGUGACCUCUUAGCAGACGAGGAGAUAACAAGGCAGGCAACGUUACAAAACCGAGCAGCAAUAGAUUUUCUAUUGCUGCUCCACGACCAUCGUUGUGACGAGUUCGAGGGGCUCUGUUGCAUGAAUUUGUCAUCCAAGGCCGAGGACGUCCGAAUCUCGAUUGAUAAAAUGAAAGAAAUGAUAAAGCAAAUAAAAGAGGAUUCUUCAGAUUGGUUGGGAAACAUGUUCGCAGGAUUGGGGUUGUCGGGAUGGGUUUCAUCUGUCCUGAAGACUGUUGUCUUAAUUUUGUUUGUUAUAUUGUUGAUUUUGAUUACUGUAUCUAUUAUCUGGAAGGCUUUGAAAAGACUUUUGUUAAAGUUAACGUCCCCGGUAGAAGUCAACCGAGUGGCAGCGGAGGAAGAAUGGAGAUUUGGAAAAGAGGACUUUGAAUUUGCACAGAUGACCGAUCACCCUGAUGUGGACGGAUACUCGGAGGACAGUUUUUAAGCUAUUAUAGUUAUUUUCCUUGUUUUUCCUUUAAAACAAAAAAGGGGGAGAUGUUGGGGCGCGUUGGUUUGCUCCCCGCACCCCCGAGUUUUAUACAUGGUCUAGCCCUGGGGCACUCCCUCUUUUUCUUUUUUAAUCACCCUGUCUGUCAUCCCUCUCCCCUCCCUGUUUGGCAAUGUAUCCACCUGAACCCCUCCCUGGACCCCCAUCCAUCACUCGGAGGCCAAGCCCCAUUUUCUAGAAUCUUCCAGCCAGGCCAUCGGGUGAUUGGCUCAGGGGCCAGAGACACUCCCCACUUCCACUCCCAUUGGUUAAUUUAGUUGUCAGUUCAAGGUUUGUUACGCCCCCCUGAAUCCCUGAUUGGUUGUUGGCUACCCUUCAAAAGGCGCUGUCAGGCGCAGCUAUUGGUCUCUUGGCUCGUGUCUUCCCUGGAAUAAACCGGACUGUGACA